Carcharodon carcharias (great white shark) is the source of this 1858-nucleotide messenger RNA. RefSeq names its product transmembrane protein 18 (gene tmem18). Gene Ontology annotation, cellular component: nuclear membrane. The record is from RefSeq and is a predicted model, not a curated record. NCBI's taxonomy places the organism in Eukaryota, Metazoa, Chordata, Chondrichthyes, Lamniformes, Lamnidae. The transcript is spliced from 5 exons. The coding region runs from base 19 to 471 and encodes 150 amino acids.
UUCCGUUGUCAGGCUGACAUGGACAGGGAAGAGGAAGCAGCGGCGGUGCCGAUUGACGAGUUCAGUAAGCUACGGAUUACCGGUGUUUGGACCGUCUUGUUGUCUAUUCAGUGGUCAGAGCCAUGGCUGAUUGGGCUGCUAGCUUUUCAUGCUCUUUGCUUUCUACUCACCUUGACGACAAUUAAAUUCUACAAGUUCCAGAUUGCUCAUUUCCUUUUUAUGAUUGUGUUGGUAUACUGUGCAGAAUAUAUUAAUGAAAUGGCAGCAAUGAACUGGAGAUUAUUUUCCAUGUACCAGUACUUUGACUCCAAUGGGAUGUUCAUUUCACUUGUCUUCUCAACUCCACUUUUACUGAACACAAUGAUCAUUGUGAUCGUGUGGGUGUACAGAACAUUGGCAGAAAUGACAGAACUGAAGUCACUAAAGCAGAAAAGGAAAGCAAACAAGGAAAAGGGGAAGAAAACUGCAUAAUACUAUUUUUGUUACACUUGUUCUGAAAAGCUGUGCAUUAAAUCUCUCAAUCAUUUGGGAUUUUUUUACUUCCAUUCUCUCGUGUUAGGAAAAAAAGCUUGAAUCCAAACCAGGGAUAUGUUAUCAAUGCAAGUUGUUGUUUACACUAAUAUUAGUGAAAGGAGGAAAAUAUAUCCUUUGAUGUUAUAAAUCUCUCUCCAGUGGUAUCAAGCAGAAGACAUGCUUGUUGGUUAAAGUUGGUGACGUGACUGGAAAGCUAACAAGUUAUCUGACAAAAUUGGCCUUGAUUACUCAGCAUACAAUGACUUGCGGUUUCAGUUUUUGUUUUCAACACUGCCGGUGCAGAGUUUCAUGUAGUCAGGGAGCAUAUGACUAAAACUAAUGGCUGCAAAAUGGUGAGUGGUAUUUGUUUGAAUUUUAGAUAUACACCUGUGUGUGUGAAGCUUUUCAGUGGAAGACAUAAUUACCUUUUUUGGAUAAUUGACACUUUGGUCCAUCCUUACAUUUCGCAUCAUGGUGAAUUCCAUGUUUUGAACGUGGUCUUGAGUUGGUGCACAGUACAUACAGGACUGUGAUUUUUUUAUAUCUGCUUUAAUCAUCAUUGUGUCUUUUUCACUCAUGUGUUUAUCUUCAAAAAGGGAUUAUUAAAUAUGAAAGCAGCUGAUCCUGGAAAUGAGUCCAGCACAACGUGGAACAUUGCAUAUGGAAUCUAUGUAUAUAUGGGUGGAGGGGCUACAGUGGCUUAGUUAACUCCCAUCACAUUGGAAGCAGGGGUAGAUUUAAUCAAAAUAUCUGCAAGGGGUGGUAGGCUAUUUGUCCAAGGUCUUAUUAGAGGUGCAUAAUCAAAGGAAUGCAGCCAUUUUAGGAGCAGUUUGAGAAGGAAAAUGGCCUUCACUAUCCAUGUGGAAUAUGUCUCUGUAACUGGAUGCUCUCACUGGGAACCUUUAGUACUGGACCCACUAGAGAAUACAGUCCAGUGAAGGUUGCAUCAUUAAAAUAUAAUAGUGGAUGCCAGAAAAGGCUGAAGUUUUUCUAAGCUUUUGGGAAUCCAGGCCUGAACCCUCAGAUGGGCUGCACUGGCCAAUAUCUUGACGUACUCUACAUCCAACUAUGAUUUCCAGGCCAAGGACGAGGACAUUCAUGCCCUUCCUCAACCCCACAUGCUACUGGUGUGGUUUUCCUUCUUUAGGAAAGAACUUCUAUCCAAGCCAAACAAAUCUCCAUGGGAACUGGAGGAAUUGGACAGGACCCGGAUUGUCUGGGUUCCAGCCUGGUUUCUGGUCCUUACGUCAAACUCCUGCCAGACAUACUGUAUGGUGGAAAGACCACAGAUUUUAUGCUUCAAUCUAUCUUGUGUAAAAAUAAAUAAACAUACAUCUGAAAUGAA